Messenger RNA from Sodiomyces alkalinus F11, 1089 nucleotides. RefSeq lists its product as hypothetical. The record is from RefSeq and is a predicted model, not a curated record. The transcript is spliced from 3 exons. The coding region runs from base 1 to 1089 and encodes 362 amino acids. Lineage: Eukaryota; Fungi; Ascomycota; Sordariomycetes; Glomerellales; Plectosphaerellaceae.
AUGACCAUCUUACUGCCCUGUUGGCUAUUCCAGUUUCUGCUCAUUCUCUCCACCACCGGUCUCUUCUCAUGGCGCCUUGGAUUCACAGUCAACGACUACACGGAGGAGGAGGGAAGGGGUCAUAUACCAGGCGUAGAGCUUGUAUGGGAAAUUCUGAACAUAGCGCUGCCGGUCAUCUCGCUAGUCUUGACCAUUUAUGAAAUUAUAAGGCUCCUCGCGGAAACGCUGACGCCGUGGACCAUGCUUUUUACCCACGUUGUCAAGACCGUAUGCGCCUGCGUGAGCUUGGCUGCUGACAUCGUGAUGUAUCUGGAGAGGAACGACCGCCAUUACACAAUCGCUGGGUUGGCCCUUGAUGUCGUGCUACUUGUAAUCAUCCUUAUACCCGGCAUCUACUCGAUCCGGAUCUACCGCUGCCUCGCCGCCUUGGAUGACUACCAUCACCCUGCCAAUACGAAAGGGUUUGGGUACAAUGAUAUCGAACAACAGAAAUUGGCGGCCAACAAGCGACUAUCCAUCCGCAGUCUGAGCGAGCGAUCCCUGCGGCGUCUCUCCGCCUCCUCCUCGUCAGAUAACGCCACAGACCCCUCUGAUCCUGGGUCCGUGUCCCGAGUCUCGUCGUACUAUACCCAUGAGCGAGAUACACAGUUCGAAAAGUACAUGAUCGAGAGGGCCUGGGCCCGCGGAUUGGGUCACCAAAGCGAUGCUUCCCUAGACCGCAGGGCAAGCAGUUCGACAGACAGGUCGGUCGCCAGUUCGAACCUCGACGUCGUGGUAGGAGGUGGCAUGGUGUCGCACGGGAAGCCGGAGUGGGACAACCGAGGGAGAACACAAAGCUGGGAUUGCGGGCAUGUUCUGGUGGCCGUGCCCGAAGCGGACGAAGCACCAGGGGACAACACGGUUCAUACGGACGAGGGGGAGGAGGGUGACCGGGUGGCACUCUUAGGCGGUCAUAGAAGAACGGCUAGCAACGACACCAAAAGUGCGGGUGAGGAUAAUAGGGACGAUAGGGGCACGAUGCCUGGGGAGGAGCAGACAGGGUUAGGAAGUCCGGAUCUUGGGGCGCAGAAGCGGAAUAGAACGAUGUAA